This is a messenger RNA of Octodon degus (degu), 1749 nucleotides long. RefSeq names its product leucine rich repeat containing 19 (gene Lrrc19). The record is from RefSeq and is a predicted model, not a curated record. Gene Ontology annotation, molecular function: signaling receptor activity; protein binding. NCBI's taxonomy places the organism in Eukaryota, Metazoa, Chordata, Mammalia, Rodentia, Octodontidae. The coding region runs from base 65 to 1177 and encodes 370 amino acids. Gene Ontology annotation, biological process: interleukin-8 production; positive regulation of non-canonical NF-kappaB signal transduction. The transcript has 5 exons. Gene Ontology annotation, cellular component: plasma membrane.
AACAGAAUAAAUUUCUUUAGUACACCAAUCUCACAGAUAAAAGGAAAAAGUUAAGGCCUGCAAUAUGAAAAUCUCCAGCAUCACGACCCUGAUCUGGCCCUUGUCCUCGCUAUUAUUAUCAGACAAAAGCCAAACUUCUCAACCUGAAAUCAAAUGUAAUUUGACGGAAAAGAAUUAUUCCUUAAUUCCAGCGGAUAUCAAUAACAAUGUUACUAUUCUUGAUCUCAGUUAUAACCAAAUUACUCUGGAUUUAACAGACACGCAGGUGCUACAAAUGUAUUUUUUACUCACUGAGCUCUAUCUGAUUAAGAACAACAUCAUUAUCUUACACAGUAAUAGUUUCAGGAACCUCUCCAAUCUAGAAACUUUAAAUAUCUGUAGAAACUCCAUCAAUGUAAUUAAACAGAACGCAUUUGUAGGCUUAAACAAACUAAAACAGUUACAUCUCUGCCAAAACAAAAUAUUACAACUGGAUCCGGGCAUAUUUGUGCCUGUAAACAACCUGAAACUCCUGAAUCUGCAAGGAAAUUUGUUACACUACUUUGAAGAACCACAACUAUUCCAUCUAGAAAUAAUAAUUUUAUAUGGAAAUCCAUGGAACUGCUCUUGUAGUCUACUCAAUUUGCAAAGCUGGUUGAAUACAUCAGGUGUGAUACUAGAAAAUGAGAAUAUUACCAUGUGUAACUACCCAGAAGUCCUGAAGUGCUACAGUAUUAAAACAGUGCCCUACACUGAUGAAUGCCACACAAACUUUACUUUGCCGAUAACUGAAGACCAUUACAUAAAUUUUCAGUCCGUUACCAACUCAACUUUUCAUAGCUCUUUAAGCAACUUAACAAGAAAUUCAGAACAUGUACCUCUUGGAAAAAGUUGGGUGUUUCUUGUUGGUGUUGUUGUCACCGUACUGCUGACUUCGCUCCUCAUUUUUAUUGCUAUCAAAUGCCCAAUGUGGUACAAUUUUCUACUUAGCUACAAUCACCAUCGCCUGGAAGAGCACGAAGCUGAAGCCUAUGAAGACAGCUUUACUGAAAAUUCAAAUUCUCAUUCACAAAUACCAGAAACAAACUCUGAAGACACUACAGUAAUAUUUGAAAAGUUACAAUCAUUUGUGAUAGAUGAUGAUGGGUUUAUUGAAGAUAAAUAUAUAGAUACCCAUGAACUAUGUGAAGAAAAUUAAUUUCUUUCAAUGUUUGACUUCUCAAAAAAAUAUCAGUCCACUUACAGCUUAGACAUUAAGAUUUUGAAAUGUGGUAUUUCAAACUAUGUAUUGUUUAGUACAAUAUCUAUGAAGAUCAAAACUUACGUUUUUCUUAAUGGAACAAGCAAGUAAGUCUAAAUGCAGUAACUGCCACUCCACUAAUGCUAGCUAACAGUUAUAUAGUUAGUAUACAAUUCUCAGCAUUAUUCAAGAGACCAUAAGAUGAGUAAAAAGAAGGCUGAUCUUUUUUUUUCCGUACUAGGGAUCAAACUCAGGACCUUGCACUUGCCAGGCAGGCACUGAGGCCACUGAGCUAUCUCCCCGGCCCUGGAGGCUUAAAUUAUGCAUUAACAUGAAUAGAUUUUCAUAGUAACAUAAUUGUGAUGUAAUAUGUAUUAAAUUGUACUAAAGUUACAAUCAGUAAAGAAAUAAAGCUUUUGGAUUUCUAUCAUGAAUGAAGGCGAAGAAGAGCAUAGUUUUGACUAUACCCUACAACUGAUUUCAUGCUUACAGAGUGAUUUCAUGGAUAAAGAAAGUAUUUUUUAAAGGUU